CUCAUCCAAAAUCUCACCAGUUCCAUACGUGGUGUGCACCUGACAGCACCAUGAAGCGACUUCUUUUCGCCUUGAUCGUAACCGUUCUCGCGUGUCAAUCCGUAGCCCAAGAAGGUCCGUCGUCAGCCUUCGUAGGAAACGGAAUAAUUCCUGAUGUCAUCGCCGUAGCUCCCCCUGCAAUCGUCAAAGUUUCAUUCCCCUCCGGACACGAGGUCAACCUCGGCAACGAACUAACUCCAACGCAGGUCAAAGAUCAACCGUCCGUCAGCUGGGAUGCCGAUCCGAAUGCACUGUACACGCUGAUCAUGACCGACCCGGAUGCACCCUCGCGAGCUAAACCGAAGAUGCGUGAAUGGAAGCACUGGCUGAUCACUAACAUUCCCGGCUCCGAUGUAGCCUCCGGGGAAACCAUUGCCGAGUAUAUCAGCUCCGCCCCACCGGAAGAUUCGGGAUCACAUCGGUACAUUUUCCUCGUUUACAAACAACCCGCUGGAAAAAUACAGUUCGAUGAACCCAAGCAGAGCAAUCGCAAUCCAAACCGUGGGAAAUUCCAAGCUGCUGAAUUUGCCAGAAAGUACAAUCUUGGUACCCCGGUCGCAGGCAACUACUACGAGGCGCAGUACGAUGAAUACGUUCCACAGGUGUAUGCCACGCUCACGGACACAAAGUGACGAUGCACGCUCUGGCCUGAUUCCGUAGACACACCAACAUUCACUACCUAGCGGCACGAAUUCACAUUCUUCUAAAAUCUACCAUUCACCAUAUUUUGACACUACUUGGCAAUAAAAAUCACCGAAUAAACACAAAUAAAACAGAACAGCACAUAAUUCA
Topomyia yanbarensis is the source of this 831-nucleotide messenger RNA. RefSeq names its product protein D3-like. The transcript is spliced from 2 exons. The record is from RefSeq and is a predicted model, not a curated record. The coding region runs from base 51 to 671 and encodes 206 amino acids. Lineage: Eukaryota; Metazoa; Arthropoda; Insecta; Diptera; Culicidae.